Molecule: messenger RNA, 2055 nt
Organism: Pseudopipra pipra
Lineage: Eukaryota; Metazoa; Chordata; Aves; Passeriformes; Pipridae
Product: collagen alpha-1(I) chain-like
Exons: 2
Coding region: 1-2055 (684 amino acids)
Source: RefSeq, a predicted model, not a curated record
AUGGGACGGGGCGGCCCCGCAGUGUCUCGCCUGCCGGUUCCCACCCCCCACCCCCCCGCCAGGCAGGCCGCGAGCCUGCGAGCGGCGGCGGAGCGCAGGCCAACAAAAUGGAGUCGGCCAGGCCCUGCGCCCCGCCGGGGCACCCGGGCGGCGGCGGUCCCCGCGCCCCGCUCGGCCCCGCUCCCAGCCCCGGUACCCAAGGGCAGUCAGCGGGACGCGGGGCGAGGGUCGCCGCCCGCCCCCGCCGGGCUCGGGUUACCCUCUGCCAUUGUCCGCCGCGCCCCGCGGGCCGGCCUGGCGCCCCCGCCGCGCUCCCCCGCCGCCCUCCCGCGCACCAGCGGGCCGGGCCGUCGCCCUCCGCGGGGCUGCCGUGCCGAGCCGUGCGAGCCGUGCCGAGCCUCGCCCGCCGGGGAGAGGCGCCGGGUGCCCGCGGCCUGGUUUGUCCUCGCCGGGCUCCGCCGCUCCCGGACAGCCGCGCUCCCGCCCGCCCUCCCGCCGCCGAGCGGCGCGCACCGGACCCGCGCCCGCCCGCUCCGCCGGGACGGGCCGCCACCGCCGCCCCCCGCAACCAGCCCGGCCCACGGCCUCGCGGCGGGCGGCGGCUCCGUCGCUACCUCCGAUGCGGGCCGGGGUCUCCGCCGGCAGCCGCGCGGGUCUGGGCGCCGCGCCGCGCCGCCGCCGCACCGGCACGGCUGGGGAGGAGGGGAGCAGUGGUGGCAGUGGGAUGCGCUCAGACACACUGCCCAUCUGCUGUGUCACCUCUGCCCGCGCCAUGGCCAGCGCCCGCAGGAAGGGCCCUUCUCCGGCCCGUCUCUUCCGGCGGAGGAGCAGGGAAAUGGCAUCCCGGCCCCUGCUGCCCGCUCCUGCCCGGAUGUGCGGCACAGCGGGCAGCGUGGCCGGCCCUGCCGCCGCGGGGCUUUGUCUGCGGGCUGCGGCGGGAGCGCGGGCGGCCGCAGCCUCUCCGCCACGGGGUUCGCCCUUACCCCGCGGCCACGGCCACCCCCAGCCCAGCACGGCUCGCCACGCACGCCGGGGCUCCGCAGCCAGUCAGGCCGGUGGCUGCGGAGCCUCCCGGCACUGCAGGCUCCCUCUGCAGGCCCCGGUGCCCGCGCACAGCCCGCAAGGUGCCCCCACGGGGACGGCCCGGCGCCCGCGCUCCCGGCGGGAACGCGCAUCCCCCGCCCCGCCACGGCCGCUCCCGUCGCUGCGACGAUGCCGAAGGCAGAGUGGCCCCUCACCGGGGGCUCCCGCUCGGUCUCCCCGGAGAGUGGGGGCGUCACAGCUGGCCGGCGGGGAGGCCCUGAGCUCAGUGCGGAGGGAGCUGCGUCCCCCGCGGGAGCGGUGGGCAGGGUGGGCUGGCUGCCAGGCGCCCCCGGCAGCGGCCCUUCCGCGGGGCACUACAGGGAGGCGAUGGACGGCGGGCGGGCUCAGGGGGAACGCGGCCCCGGGGGGCAGCACUGCGGUCGUGCACAAAGGGCCGGGGGCGGUGGCUGGGAGCAGUGGCCGUGGGGCUGGAGCACGGCCGGGAGCGUGGGCGAAAGGGUUAAGGAGUCGCGGCGGGCAGGGGGAGGGCUGGCCCGGCCGAGGAAGGAAGCAGAGGAGGAGAGGAGAGGAGCGGAGAGCAUCCUGCCCGGAGGGUUUGCCGGGGGCCCCUUUCCCCCAGGAAGCGGCUUGCGGGGCUUGAAACCGCCGGGAUGGAGCGCAGGGAGCCGGGGCGGCGGGCGGGGCUCAGCCUGGCGCUGUGCCCGCAGGCACGCUGCCCCGGGCCGGCUGCCUGGCGCGGGGGCUGCUCCCCUUGCCGGGGUGACCCCGAGGUUCCCGGGCCCCUCACCUCACAGUCCCCCUGCCGUGCUACUCCCAUGGCCCCCCGAAACCUUGGGAGGGGGGCAGCCCAGUGUCACACAAGGACGGCGGGUGCGGGCCACGAGCUUCAGGGGCCAGGAGCCAUCACUGCCGAGCAACCCUGCCCUGCGUGGAAGAGCUGUCGCUGGGCUGGUGUCACCUGGAGGCCAGUCCCCGCGCAGCAGCCAUAUGCAGCAUGGGGAUAAUCCCUGA